Molecule: messenger RNA, 6184 nt
Organism: Paramuricea clavata
Lineage: Eukaryota; Metazoa; Cnidaria; Anthozoa; Malacalcyonacea; Plexauridae
Source: the annotation of a GenBank genome assembly
AUGUCUGCAAUUGCGUACCGUAUUUCUGUUGUUCUCUACCAUGGUGGGUUAAGCUAUCAGGCUAGUCUUCGUCUCUUUCACCUUGGUAUAUGCAUGCAUCCUGAAAGUGCUAUUGGUUUGCAGAAGAGAAUGGGAAAGGACCAUGACGCAAAAGUACUUACGUGGAAAAAGGAUUUGGAGACUGACAUUCUUCCUCUGAAAUUAAUGGAAGAAAUACGAGAGCGUCAAAUACCCUGUUUUCAAGCUGAUGAUAUGGUCAUCGAGAGAUCAGUUGAUUUGAGCGAAACUAGUGUUAACAACAAAACAUGUCCACGGUAUUUUGACGCAGAAGCGCUCAAACUCAUAACAAAUGUUUUAAACGCAGCCGAGUGCAAAUCUCAGACGCGAUUAAUUGGGGAACACUAUAGUGAAGAGGUAUUUGAAGAUGCUUUCAGUGAGAUAGCACGGACGAAAACGUCUCGGUACAAGUAAGUAUUUUAUUAUGUCACUAUAUAAAGCCCCAUUUACACUACGCUCAAUUUUGGGACCACUUUUUGGUUCUUGAACCAAAGAACCAAAAAAGUGGUAUACGGGUACCAAUUUUAUCCGUGCCGUACCAACAAUUGAGCGUAGUGUAAACGGGGUUUAAUUUUUUUGGCUGAAUAUAAUAUAUUAUUGAAUAUAAUCAUGUAUAUGUAGCCUCUGUAGCAAGCGUUUAUGUGAUCUCGUUUGCUACAAAUAGUUUAUGUAAAACAUAUAAGCAGCGUCACUAUAGAAACAUCAUAAGUCCUCUGGCCCUGGUUAAUGUCCAUCUUUUAGAUGGUAAUUUCUCCCAUUUUUUUAGAUUUUUCUUUCUUUUACAUACGCACCAUCUAUCUGAGAAUGGUUUGGAAGUCUAGAGGAGGUGACUGAUGACCUCAACAAAUAAAUUUAACAUAAAAGGUGAUGACAGUGAAUUUCAAAAUGGCUGCUAGAGUAUGUUACUAUUUAAAAUUUAAUUAAACUUUAUUAGGAUUGUUGGUGACAAUGUUGAUCUAGAAAUACGUGCACGAGUUCAAACUAAAGAUCACAUUAAUAAAAGUAUCCACUGGACCCAUCAGUAUGCCAUUCGAGAUAGGGUGAAGAGUGGCAUUCAAGAACAGAAGAAGCUAACAAAAACAUUUAAAAAUGUUCCAAUGUUGGAGUUAUUACCAAGUACUAAAGUACAAGGGAACAUAAAAAGUCAAUUUGCAGUUCUUGUUACUCGGGUCAUUGUAAAGUACCUCAAAUGCUUCAAACAUUUGUCUAAAGUGGUCGUUUAUCACAUACCUCACAAGUACAGGCAUGAAAUGACUCUAAAGUCUGACCUGGUAAGAUCUUAUUUGUACACUUUAGUAUAUUCAAGUUAUCGCUUUGAAGCAUUUGUAACUUGUAAAACUGGGCUUUUUCUUAAUAUGUGAGCAACUGAAAUAGGCAUAAUCAAUAACCCUUAAGCUGCCGAGAGCUUUCCCAUCGACGAGUACAAUUGUCUGGCAUUAGACAUUAUUAAAAAAAUAAGUAGGGUGCCCUGGGGCACAUUGUGGCUCAAUGGGUUAACUAGAGACAUUGUCAGAUUUUUUGGUUAACUCAUUAAGCUGCAGAGCUUCCCCAUUGACCAGUAAAAUUGUUUGGCGUUAGACAAGUAAAAAAAUAAGUAUUGCGCAUUAUGGCUCAAUGGGUUAAUUAUGGGUUUAUUAUGGUUAUACAUUGUGGUUUUGCACUUUUGGUGUACAGAGGCUACUGCACCAGACUGCUUUAAAUUGUGCUUAAUUUAAUUAUUAUUUACAAUCAAAUACGUUUUGAAAAUAAUUGUGAAACAAAUGAUAGUGAAAUUACUUUAAAUUUAUUAAAUGUAUGAAAGUAAUAUCGAUAUCAUUUAUGUUUCAAAUUUAUUUAUUUAUUUUUUUAUUAAUUUGUUGUUUACAAAUUUUUGCAAUCAGCAAAUUUACAGUUAACUUUUAAUUAUUUAACUGGCAAUAUGAUCUUCACUUGACACUAUAUAAUCAACACUAAAAUCCUCUUGGUGUUAGAUAAAAUACUAAUGGUAAGAUUUAUCUGAAUUUAUAAGUAUAUAUAGAUAUGUGUUUAUUUUUUCUUUAUAGUGCCCACUUUCUUUGGAAACAAAGAAUCCCAAUGUAGCUGGGGAAAUGGCACAACUGCUGAUCAACAACCAGGCAAAGUAUGUUCCUCAUCACAAAGGUGAAGUCCUCGUGCCUAUACCUCUACAUGGUGACCAACUUUUCGAGGAGAGAGCGCGUAAUGUUCAGUGGACGUUCAGAAUUGGUGAAACAUCAAUGGAUCGUCUUGAAGGGAUGCCAACAGAGUAUGCUGAUUGGCAUGCUAAAGUUAAUUUGUAUCAGAUAGGUGAAUAAUAUUAUACAUUUUAUUCAAUGUAUAGCCUAUUUAUUAACUGGUCUGGUGUUAUUUUAUUUUUUCUCUAAUAUUUAGGUGCCUAUAUGGGAAAUGUUCCAAUUCCCUUUCUAAGGCACCUAGCUAUUAUAUAGAGCUGACCAAUAGGGAUGCAUAUAAGCCCGUGCACCUAUAGAAAAUGUUCCAAUUGCCUAUAAAAACCUAUAUGUUUCCUAUAUGAACCUAUAGGUUGGCCUAUAGACUUUUUGUAAGGGAUUAACUACAUUUUAAAUUUUUGAUGGUACUAUAUUCUUAUUAGUAAUUCAAUAUGAAUAAAUAACAGAGGUGUAUGCUAAUUACUUAUACACUUGCCUGGGGCAUGAUCAUUAAGUUUAUGUUUUCAUUGUCGGAUAAAUUUUUUAUAGUGCAUGUACUUGGUUCAAACUUUGUUUUUUGGUGGGCCAAAGCUAGAUCUGAGGCAGUAUAACAUAGCCAUAUAGAGCAGUGGGAGAACAGGUCGGCAUGAACAUUGUUCCCUUAAUAUAUACCCCCUAGCUAUCUUAUUCUAGGUAUCCCAUUAUGGCCAUUGUGAUAGCCAGUGAAUUUUGUUCAGGUCAAAUAAUUUUCAUGUCCAAUUUGCCCUAAUAUUCAAGUUCAACUUGCCUUAAAUUAUUGUCAAAAAAGUAAAGUUACACCACUGAAUAAGUUGAUUCUAAUAUGGUACAUGCUUAAUUUAAAUCAUAUUUAGACCCUGUUCAUAUGAGCUUCACCCAUCUUAUUUCAGGCCGGCGAACGGCGAAUUUCGCCAGCGCUAAGAAGACAUUUGACAGCCAUUCGCCAGAGGCUGUGUGUAAUUCGCCGGUACUUGCAGUCAUGACAAGCUGAAAUUUUUAGCCUAGUCUUGCACUCGGACAAUAAACCAAAUAGACAAAGCUUGCAAGCCUUAAUUAAUUUGCCCACCACUCAACUCACAGCGCUCUUGAAGCUUCGACCUUCCAUUCUUCGCAUACUCGCUUCACUCAUCAAUUAAUAGCCGGAACCUCAGUAGAGCAAACUAGUAAUGAUUUAAUUAGAGGACUUCAAACGGAUACCUGAAGGGCUGAGCUAAUGUGCUGGCAAAUACCAGGUCAAAAACAUGAUUGUAAAAAAAUCCAGUCCUGUAAAGAUGGCAAGCCAGGCUCAUAUGAACAGGCUCUUACAUAAAAUAUUACUUAGUUUGAUUGAUUGACUGCCCAAGCAUGUGUGUCUGGCAAAUAUGCCUAGUUGCACCCUUAACUGUACAUUAAUUGUUAUUUCAUUCUGUUUAUACCACAUUUUAUUUUUUCUAACAUUUUUCUUUCUAUAUUAAAUUUAUAUAUAGAAUUUGACAGGUUUGUCAAACCGCAGUCUGCAUCAGAAGUUGGAACCAGCUAUGCUAGUAUAAACAGAACGGGCAAGACAAAUGCUGCAAAAGGAGUUGAGAAAUCAUAUAAUGAAUAUAAGGAAUUCCAUCAAUGUGAGAUUGAGGCACAUAUUUGCUCUGCCAUGAUGGAUAUGUUGGGAAUGCAUUCAAUCGAUGGUAAGUACCAGUAUAUUUACACAAGAUGUACCAUUUACAAUUAUAUAUUGAAGGUUAUAUAAUGGAGAUUUCUACUCCGAGGUGGAAAAGAUCAAACUAUGUCCUCUUAGCCAUUUUACACGCUUAUAAGGUUUAGAGUCUUACAGUAGUUUAGAGUCUUAAAGGUUUGCAAAUAUAUAUUAAAUUGUGUAAAUAGAUUGUCCACCAGGAUGUGACAUACCUGAUGAUAAGGUUCCCAAGGAAAUAAGAAGAAAGUGGUUGAUGAACCUGGCUUUGGAAAUGGUUGAAAAGUAUCUUUUUGAGUCAACAAAGAUAUCAGAUGCUGCCAAGGAAGUAGCAGAAAUUCAAAUGGCAAUGAGCACAAAGUGGAAAUGCAGAAGUGCAGAAUGUAACAAAGAAUUCACCUACCAUUCUGGCCGAGUAAAGUAAGUAACUUAUCACUGUUAACUAUAUAUCAGAAUUAAAAUGAAUCACUUAAAGAUGCUGUAAAGUCCAUUCUGCACACCAUGUAAUUCGAUCCCGAUCUGGUCAUUAAUUAAAUAGAGGGAGCCCAAAUUUUGCAUCUUUCAAACUUUUUUGAAUUGAAACAUUCUCUAGUUUAUAUUCGUUCACAAGCAUUAAGCGAACCAGAGUGUUAGAUAUUCAAUUAGUAUGUCAAUAUCUUACAAAUAGUUAGCAGUUCAAAAUGUAAACAAAGCAUUUGUUUACAUAUAUUACAGACUUAAUACAGCAUCUAUAAUUAAAGUAUAAAAUUGAAAACUGCACAAAAUUAAGACUGUAUAAAGUGUAAUAUAAUUUUAAAAAAGAGAAAUCUAUUGUAGGUGAGCUUCAUGCACAAUUCGGCCAAAUUGCAAUGACAACCCGAGUAAUAGCUUGAAUCAUGAAUAUAGUUAACUUUAAUUACUACAAGUCAUUAUAAAUUGACAUAUUUCAAGAGGUGAUCAUAUUAUUAUUAAUCAUGCAUUUAGUCUAGAUGUAUAUACAUGUACAUAUAAAAGCCGUUAUACCAUGAUUUUAGAUAAUUUUACUGAUUAAUUUAUAGACACGAGAUAUCUGUCCAUCAUGAAAAUUAUUGCAAGACCAGCAUUGGUGACAGGGAUAAAUUUGGAUAUUUUUUAUGUGGAGCUAAAUGUGGAUACGUGUUUAGCACAAAAGCUAUAAGGAAUAGGUAAGUUACUCCUCAGGGAUGGAUCCAGCAUGAUCUGGUGGGGGUGCUCUGCCAGCUCUAGUGCCGAGUCGGGUCAUGUGUGCCACCCGCCCAUCAACUUGCUUCACUACUGCAAAGUCUUGCUUUACUAUGGUAUUUGAAUUCUAAUUGUUCACAGUUCGCUUAUCAUCAUGUUAUUACUCAAAUUACUGUAUCUCAUUUUGUCUCUAAUAAUUUUUUGCUUUAUCAUGAAAAAUAGCAGCCCCCCCUGCACCCCCUCUGGCCAAGGCUAGGGGUGUGUGCAUCCCCCCCCCCAGAAAAUCCAUCCCUGUUCCUCCUUGAACUAACAUAUGUCAUGCUAUUUGAUACAACCCAUUGGUUUUACAUUAUAAUAUUAUAGGCAUGAAAGAUGCAUCCACACUGAGUUCUAUCGUGAAAGUGAAAAUGAAAACAGCCAGCCUGAAAAAUCUAUUUGUCGACAAGAUUUCUUAUACAACUACCACAAGGCCAAACUUACAUUUGGCCUUAUCCUAUUCAAUUUCAAUGAUGCUGUCAAGGAGGGAGACGGCCAACGAUUAUUUGACCUAUACAAGCUUGCUCUGUUGCUUUAUAAAAGUUCUGGUCACUACAAGUAUGCAUAUACCGUUUUACUGCAUCUCAUCAAAAUUUCUGCUCUUGAUUCAGAAGACCAAGCUGAUGAAAUAAAAUGGAAUCGCUUCUUCAACAAGAAUGGUGGACCUGGUAGAAAUAUCUCCCUUGAUUUAAAAAAAGAGCAGCAGAACAAGGUUCUUAAGACAUUUUGGCGAUCACUGGGUGCAAAUUUAAACGAGUCAUCAGCAUCACGUAUUGCAGGAGCAUUACAAUCAUUUGAGACAGUUUUGGAGUCAAUAGAUGAAGACUGUGAUAUAGCUUCAAGAAGUAGCCACCGCACAGUCAAAGGAGCUGAAGCAUGUGUUAGGCAGAUUGCUGGUGAUUUGUCUGACAAGCAAGUCUUCAGUAAAACAAUAGGAAGGGAAGGCUAUCCAUCCUUUCCAAGUAUCAGUGGUGACCUCAUCGAAGGAUUGGAUUACCUUGAUUUAUAUAAAUGGAUGAAUGAGAAAAUUAAAGAAUGGGAUUCCAUAUAUACUGGAUAA